AUGUCAAAUACUCGUGAUGAGUUGGAUGCUGCAGCUUCGUUAGGAGAAAUAGAAACUAUCUACAGAGUUAUUGAGCAGAAUCCACGCAUUUUGGAGGAGAUUGAUGCUGUACCAUUUGUCAACACUCCUUUGCACAGUGCUGCACGUGCAGGACAUCUGGAGUUUUCCAUAGAGAUUAUGAGAUUGAAGCCUUCGUUUGGUUCUAAGCUAAACCAGCAAGGUUCUAGUCCAAUCCACGUUGCAUUACAAAACAAUCACCACAAUCUGGUGCGUCGCCUUGUAGAAAUUGACAAAGAUCUCGUUCGAGUCAAAGGAAAAAAAGGCGUCACUCCUUUGCAUUUUGUAUGUGAAUCUGUCUCUGUCUCAGUACCUGAAAACAAACGGUACCUUAAAGAUGUGAAUGUGAGAAAUGAGACUGCACUCCAUAUUUCGCUCAUAAAUGGAAACUUGAGAGCCUUUCGAAUAUUGGUGGGUUGGCUCAGGAGCAUUGUCCGUGAGGAUGCUUAUUCUUUAGAGCGCUCUAUUUUGAACUGGAAGGAUUCAGCUAACAACACUAUUUUGCACAUUGCAACACUCAAUAAUAACAAACAGGCUGUUGAUUUAUUGAUAAAAAGAGUGAACAUAAAUGCCAAGAAUUUAGAGAAUGAAACAGCAUUAGACUUAGCUGAAGCUCAUGCUUUGCCAACCAUUAAACAAACAUUAUUGAAAGCUAGAGCAAAACGUGGUGCAUCGAUUGAUGAUGAUUCCAACCGUGAAGACAAACUAAAAUUUAAGUCACCUUUGUCACUUUUUUUCAUAAUACUGUGUCGUGAUAGAAUGCAAAUAAGUGAACAUCAACGCAACGCUGGCAUGGUAGUUGCUACUCUGAUCGUGACCGCAAUUUAUCGAACAGUUCUGAGUCCCCCAGGUGGACUAACUCAGGGUGGUAGCGACAAUGGUCCAAAUAGUAAUAAUCUUAUAAACGCUACUUCAUCUUUCAAUUCUACUACUGCAGUAGGGAAAUCUGUCGUGUCAGCCACUACUUUCGAUACUAUAACAUCCUUGAACUGUGCCACCCUUGGGUUAGGGAUUGGCAUGAUUCUUUCUAUGAUGCCAACUAUAGGAUUAUCCUUUGUUGCAUUCAUCCCACUUUUGAUGUUUGGUUUAACUUAUGUAGUAUCUGUGACACUCCUAUCUCCGUCACAGAGUACAAUAGCAUAGUGCAUAGAUUUGGUUUUGAUUGGAUGGAUUGAAGUCUAUGUAAUUAAGGCGCUUGCUGUGGCGUUCUUCUUGUACUCUCUUCCUUUUGGUUUUCUAUGUGUAUGCGUGUGACCUCCUGUCUGUUUUGGGCAUUCAUAUGAUAUGCCUA
Messenger RNA from Arachis stenosperma, 1348 nucleotides. RefSeq names its product ankyrin repeat-containing protein BDA1-like. The record is from RefSeq and is a predicted model, not a curated record. The transcript is spliced from 4 exons. Gene Ontology annotation, molecular function: protein binding. Bases 1 to 1200 code for a protein of 399 amino acids. NCBI's taxonomy places the organism in Eukaryota, Viridiplantae, Streptophyta, Magnoliopsida, Fabales, Fabaceae.